Molecule: messenger RNA, 2245 nt
Organism: Erythranthe guttata (spotted monkey flower)
Lineage: Eukaryota; Viridiplantae; Streptophyta; Magnoliopsida; Lamiales; Phrymaceae
Product: calcium-dependent protein kinase 10
Biological process (GO): protein phosphorylation
Molecular function (GO): ATP binding; calcium ion binding; protein kinase activity
Source: RefSeq, a predicted model, not a curated record
AUUAAUAAUAUUAAUAAUAAUAAAACGUCUAUUUUCAAAUACCAAAAUAUUCGUCCAACUGACCACACCCGCGUUUUCUCUCCUCUCUCUCUCUCUCUCUCUCAACUCAGUUCACCUUUUGACUGCUCUGACCAUGCUCUCCUCCGCAACCACCAACCACCACCACCACUGACGGCGGCUCAGCCGCAAUACUCUCCUUCUUCCUCCUUGAAAAAAAUUCCUGCUCUUUGGUAUGGGGAACUGCAACGCGUGUAUAAGACCUUCAGAAUCGGAGCCCCCAACCCCCAAACCUCAAACCCCAAAACCAAACAAAAGAAAUCGGGAACGCUACCCUAACCCUUACGCCCAAUCCCCUUCUCCGAUCCGCGUGCUCAAGGACUUUUCUCCGGGAACCAGAAUCUCCGACAAGUACGUGAUCGGCGGCGAGCUCGGCCGCGGCGAAUUCGGGAUCACCUACCUCUGCACCGACCAGGACACGCGCGAGGCACUCGCGUGCAAGUCGAUCUCGAAGAAGAAGCUCCGGACGGCGGUGGACAUCGAGGACGUCCGCCGCGAGGUGGCGAUCAUGUCGAGCAUGCCGGAGCACCCGAACAUCGUCAAGCUCCGCGCCACUUACGAGGACAGCCAGGCGGUGCAUCUGGUGAUGGAGCUCUGCGAGGGCGGCGAGCUCUUCGACAGGAUAGUGGCGCGUGGGCACUACAGCGAGAGGGCGGCCGCCGGUGUUGCCAAAACGAUCGCGGAGGUGGUGCGGAUGUGUCAUCAGAACGGCGUGAUGCACAGGGAUUUGAAGCCUGAGAAUUUCCUCUUUGCUAACAAGAAGGAGAAUUCGGCGCUCAAGGUCAUCGAUUUCGGGCUGUCGGUGUUUUUCAAGCCCGGCGAAACAUUCACCGAGAUUGUGGGAAGUCCAUACUAUAUGGCACCGGAGGUUUUGAAGAGAAACUACGGACCUGAAGUCGAUAUCUGGAGUGCUGGCGUUAUUCUUUAUAUUUUGUUGUGCGGUGUACCUCCAUUUUGGGCUGAAACCGAACAAGGUGUUGCACUGGCAAUUCUCAGAGGAGUGAUUGAUUUUAAGAGGGAACCAUGGCCACAGGUUUCUGAGAAUGCAAAAAGCUUAGUUAGACAGAUGUUGGAGCCGGAACCCAAAAAGCGUUUGACAGCUCAACAGGUGCUUGAUCACCCGUGGAUACAGAAUUCGAAGAAGGCAUCAAAUGUUCCGUUGGGAGAUAUUGUCCGAGCAAGACUGAAGCAGUUUUCUGGUAUGAACAGAUUCAAGAAGAAAGCAUUGCGGGUAAUUGCGGAACAUUUAUCCGUUGAAGAGGUAGAAGUAAUUAGAGAUAUGUUUGCAUUGAUGGAUACUGACAAUGAUGGGAAGGUAACGUACGAGGAACUAAAAGCCGGUCUGAGAAAAGUUGGUUCACAGCUGGCGGAACCCGAGAUAAAGUUGAUGAUGGACGUGGCUGAUGUAGAUGGAAAUGGUAUAUUGGACUAUGGCGAGUUUGUAGCAGUCACUAUCCACUUACAGAGGAUGGAGAACGACGAACAUAUCCGAAGAGCAUUUAUGUUCUUCGAUAAAGAUGGAAGUGAAUAUAUUGAACUGGAUGAGCUAAGAGAAGCUUUAGUGGAUGAAUCGGGCGAAUUCGAUGUUGACGUUCUCAAUAACAUUAUGCAUGAAGUUGAUACAGACAAGGACGGGAGAAUUAGCUACGACGAGUUUGUUGCAAUGAUGAAAACGGGAACGGACUGGAGAAAGGCAUCACGUCAGUAUUCAAGAGAGAGGUUCAAGAGCCUGAGUUUAAAUCUGAUGAAAGAUGGCUCGCUGCACCUCCACGAUGGAGUUACUGGUAAAACUGUUGUGGUUUAAAAGUUCCGAUCUCCUAAUUGCAAGCUAAACCCGAGCUUAAUAUUGAUCAUAGAAAAAUCCGAGGCUUUUGAAGUAGGAACGACUUCGAAAAAAGAGCUUCAGAUAUUAGUUAUUACAUCAGUUGGACAUUUUGUGAAUGCUUAGUUUCUUUAUGUUCUUCUUGUUGUUCAUAUGAUGUGUAGAAAGAAAACAUGUUUCGUAGGUACAGAGGUUGUUCGUGUUUGUGUUGUAUAUUUCCACGUAGUGUCUGUAUUCUCAUUUUGUCGUCUUCAUAUGUAUCUCAUUUGUAAUUUGGAAAGAUCCAUUAAUUGAAUUUGUGUUAUUACGGUUUCUAAAACCGGAUCGAACAUAGAAUCAAGGGUUUCGUGUGUUGAAUUUAACUAA